CAUCACGAUGCUGGUGAUGUCGCCACAGCCUCCGUCCCAAUCAGGUCGCGCGCUCCCGUUUGGCUCUCGUCCAUCAUGUCGUUGGCCGGCGGUCACCGGCGAGGCUACGCGUGGGCGCUCUCCGCCGGCCUAAAUGCCGCCCUGGCCGCCGUCUCCGCGAAGUUCGUCCCUUCUCAGAUUCCUAGAUAUGGCCUGGUUAUAUUGUUCAAUGUCAUUAUGUGGGGCUGCUAUGUUAAUAGCCUUAAAGCUCUGUCGUCUCUGCAAGCUACUGUCACAAACUUUGCAGCUAAUUUCCUAACUUCAGGUCUAGCAGGAUUUUUCCUCUUUAAAGAGCCCCUUUCUUCACAGUGGUUUGUAGGUGCCUUUUUCAUCAUACUAGGUGUUUUUGUCCUCAGCAAAUCCAGCAGUCCUAGAAAACUAAACUCAGAUUAGGAGGUGCUCAGGACCAAAGCAAAUCCGAAGUGGAGAGGAAGUUGCUGCAUGCCUAUUUGUAAGUGUGCCAUUAAUAAUUCAAGUGUAUUUUGGUGCAUGUCAUGUUGCAGUAUUAUUUGUUUUGGCAGAAACUCAUAUUGAUUUUACAUGAAGAUUCAAACAUAAUGGAUCUUGGUUUUUCUGUCAGUAAAGCUAGUACCCUUAACUUC
Molecule: messenger RNA, 641 nt
Organism: Musa acuminata AAA Group (dessert banana)
Lineage: Eukaryota; Viridiplantae; Streptophyta; Magnoliopsida; Zingiberales; Musaceae
Exons: 3
Coding region: 76-432 (118 amino acids)
Cellular component (GO): membrane
Source: RefSeq, a predicted model, not a curated record